Molecule: messenger RNA, 517 nt
Organism: Neopelma chrysocephalum (saffron-crested tyrant-manakin)
Lineage: Eukaryota; Metazoa; Chordata; Aves; Passeriformes; Pipridae
Product: zinc finger protein 774-like
Exons: 1
Biological process (GO): regulation of transcription by RNA polymerase II
Molecular function (GO): DNA-binding transcription factor activity; RNA polymerase II cis-regulatory region sequence-specific DNA binding
Source: RefSeq, a predicted model, not a curated record
UUCAGCCAGAGCUCCAGCCUGAUCCGACACCAGAUGAUCCACACUGGGGAACGGCCCUACACGUGUGAGGAAUGUGGGAAGAGCUUCAGGGAGAGCUUCACCCUGAUCCGACACCAGCACAUCCACACCAGAGAACAGCUCUACAUGUGUCGGAAAUGUUGGAAGAGCUUCACCUUCAGCUCCAACCUCGUCACCCACCAGCGCAUCCACACUGGGGAACAGCCCUACAAAUGCUUGGAAUGUGGGAAGAGCUUCAGGCAGAACUCCCACCUGAUCCGACACCAGCGCAUCCACACUGGGGAACGACCCUACAAGUGCUUGGAGUGUGGGAAGAGGUUUCCGACCAGCUCACAUCUCCUCAGGCAUGAGCAGACACACACGGAUGAGAGGCCCUUCCGCUGCACUGAUUGCGGGAAGGGCUUCAAGGAGAACUCCGCCCUGAUCACCCACCGGCGCAUCCACACCGGGGAGAGGCCCUACAAGUGUGGGGAGUGUGGGAAGAGCUUCACCCAGAGCG